Messenger RNA from Coffea eugenioides, 2184 nucleotides. Its product is annotated as MDIS1-interacting receptor like kinase 2-like. Lineage: Eukaryota; Viridiplantae; Streptophyta; Magnoliopsida; Gentianales; Rubiaceae. Gene Ontology annotation, molecular function: protein binding. Gene Ontology annotation, cellular component: plasma membrane. The record is from RefSeq and is a predicted model, not a curated record. Gene Ontology annotation, biological process: hormone-mediated signaling pathway. The coding region runs from base 1 to 2184 and encodes 727 amino acids. The transcript is spliced from 4 exons.
AUGUCAACCCUGAAUUAUUCCAUCUGUCCAAUUACAUUAGUUUUUGCAUGCUUGGUCAUCCUUCACUUGCUCUCCAAUUCUGGAAUUAAUGCUGCUUCUGAUCAAAUGCAUGCGGCAUCAAGUACUGGAAGUGAAGGGAAAGCUCUUUUAACAUGGAAAGCCAGUCUUGACAAUUAUAGCCAAUCUAAGUUGUCAUCCUGGUCAUCUUCUGCAAAUCCUUGCAGUGCCUGGGAUGGAGUUCGAUGCAACAAAGCCGGACGAGUAUCGGUAAUUAACAUCACUAGUUCUGGCAUCAAAGGUACACUUGAUCAUCUCAAUUUCUCGUCUCUACCCCAUCUCACUACGAUUGAGCUUUCUCAAAAUGCACUCCAUGGGACCAUACCAUCCAACAUUGGGAACCUUUCCAGACUAACCUAUCUUGCCUUCUGGUCAAAUCAAUUGUCUGGUGCCAUUCCUAUUGAAAUCAGCCAACUAACCAAUCUUAGGUUCUUGUACCUUUCCUAUAACUCAUUCAAUGGAUCAAUCCCUACUUCAAUUGGCAAUCUGACAGGCCUAGCCGAGCUAGACCUAGAAAGCAACAAACUUUCUGGAUGGAUUCCAGAAGAGAUUGGGAAGCUCAAAUCUCUGACGAAACUCUCUUUGGGUAACAAUACGCUCACAGGUCGGAUUCCUCGCUCUAUGGGAAACUUAAGUGACCUGACUCUGCUGUAUCUUUUCCAAAAUUAUCUUUCUGGGCCUAUUCCCAAAGAAAUUGGGAAACUCAGAUCUCUUAUUGAAUGCUCUUUUGGGAAGAACUUGCUCACGGAAGAAAUUGGGAACCUCUUAUCCCUUGAAGAUCUUGAAUUUGAUGAAAACAAUCUCACCAGCAAGAUUCCCAAUUCUAUUGGUAAUUUGGAAAAGAUCACUAGAUUAUCCCUUUUUGGAAACAAGCUCUCCGGACACAUUCCUUCGACCAUAGGAAAUUUAACCAAACUCAAUUAUUUGGAUCUUUCUCAAAACAACUUGUAUGGGGCAAUCCCUCCUGAAUUGGGGAAGUUGAAGUCACUAGCUUUUAUUAGUAUUUUCCAAAACCAGCUAAGCGGUGCUCUUCCAGAUGGAUUCAACAAUCUUACACAUUUAAAUGUGCUAAUGCUGGACCAAAACUAUCUUACUGGUCAUUUACCCCAAAAUAUCUGCAUUGGAAAUAUCUCUGAAGAAUUUGGCAUCUAUGCACAUGUAGAAAUUAUGGAUUUAAGGAAUAAUAAAUUUUUUGGUCAGCUGUCUUGGAAUUGGAGUGGCUAUCUGAAUUUGACAGCGUUGGGAAUCUCGAAAAAUAAUCUUGCUGGCAGAAUACCAACUGGGCUUGGAGAGCUAUCUCGUCUGCAAAGACUUUAUCUCUCUUCAAGUCACUUGCAUGGGAAGAUCCCUGGCAGUUUAGGGAAGUUGACCUUGUUGCUUGAGCUUAAGCUGCACAACAACAAUCUCUCAGAACAAAUAGGCAAUUGCACACAACUGCUGGAUUUAAACUUGAGCCAAAAUGCACUCGUUGGAAAUAUUCCUUCUCAAAUAGGAAGUCUUCCCUCACUCGCAACUCUUGAUCUCAGCCAAAACAUGCUGGAAUCAAAAUUGCCACUAGAGCUAGGCGAGAUGAAAAGCAUUGAGACGAUGAAUCUUUCGCAUAAUAGGAUAUCAGGUUCCAUCCCAAAAAGCUUUGAUCAUUGCUUCAGUUUGAUUUCCAUUGAUAUAUCCUACAAUCAGUUGGAAGGUCCUCUCCCCAACAUUAGUGCAUUUCAAAAAGCCCCAUUUGAUUCCUUGAGAAACAAUAAAGGUUUAUGUGGCAGUGUUACUGGAUUGAAACCUUGCUCUCAAUCAACUCAAAAGAACACUAGUAGAAGGACAACUAAAAGAAUGAUCUUUCUAGUUGUUGCUCCAAUACUAGCAACCAUAUUCCUUUUGGUCGUGGUUGUGGGCAUCUUCAUUCGUGCAAGGCCACAUACGAGAAGCAUGGAGAAUAAGCCUCAGGAAUUUACUAGAAAUAUGUUCUCUGUCUGGAGCUUUGAUGGGAAAAUGGUCUAUGAAAACAUCAUUGAUGCAAUAGAGAAUUUUGACCCCAAGUAUUGCAUUGGAGCAGGAGGAUUUGGAAGUGUAUUUAGAGCAGAGUUGCCGUCAAGUGGUUGCUGUCAAGAAACUUCAUGGAAUGGAUGA